AUGGUAAAUGAAAUUAAGAAAACUGAGGAUAAGGUUAUCAGUACAUUAGGCGACAUUAAACGAGCAGUUUCAUAUUUUACGGACAUGUUUGCGGACAUGAAGGGGAACAUAACGGACGAAAUGUUAGAGAAAGGUGACGAGAUAGAAAGGAGGGAAGAAUCCUUCAAGAAAUUAUUUGAGGAGACAAGAACAAACCUCAUGAGUGACAUGGAAGCUAAAAGACAAGAGGAACUUAUUCAACUUCAGGAAUACUUCAAGAAAUUGUUUGAGGAGACAAGAACAAACCUCACGAGUGACAUGGAAGCUAAAAGAGGAGAACUUACUCAACUUCAAUGUAAACUUGAACGACCUCCAAUUGCUUUCCAUGCACAUCACGUGGCAGAUUUGGUUCUUGAUACUACAGAUGAGAUUGUUAUAUUUACGAAAAGUGUGAUUAACGAGGGAAAAGGUUACGACACCUCAACGGGAUUGUUCACGGCACCUGUUGGAGGACUGUACCAUUUUGUUGUUCAUACAUGUGCUUAUUAUAAUAGAUAUGCCUUUAUUGGUCUGGUGUUGGAAGGCAAAGUUAUUGCAUCAGAUUCAAACUAUGAUAAGGAUCAUUACACCUGUAGCACUGUUGGAGCAAUAGUAAGAGUUAGAUCAGGAGAAAAAGUUUGGGUCAAAUCAACAUCAUCAGCUUCUAACCGCCAGCUAGAACAAGACUCAUAUAGGAUGAACACAUUCAGUGGAAUACUUGUCAAUAACUGA
Ruditapes philippinarum (Manila clam) is the source of this 750-nucleotide messenger RNA. RefSeq names its product cerebellin-3-like. The transcript is spliced from 4 exons. Bases 1 to 750 code for a protein of 249 amino acids. NCBI's taxonomy places the organism in Eukaryota, Metazoa, Mollusca, Bivalvia, Venerida, Veneridae. The record is from RefSeq and is a predicted model, not a curated record. Gene Ontology annotation, molecular function: protein binding.